Aureobasidium musti is the source of this 1647-nucleotide messenger RNA. Lineage: Eukaryota; Fungi; Ascomycota; Dothideomycetes; Dothideales; Saccotheciaceae. The record is from the annotation of a GenBank genome assembly.
AUGCAAGAUCGCGACGAGAAUGCGCACUACAAGUCGCGCAUCGUCUCCGUUGUUGCUGCUACCGGCGUAGCUCUUGCUUGGUAUAUCCUCCAAGCCAUCCUGACCNNGUCCAACCAGUAUGCAUAUUCAGCAUGGGCUCCUCAAUACGCCGAGCGUAUGAAAUUAUCCGCUACCCAAAGCAACCUUAUCGUGAGAGACCGCCGACGAGUAAUAGCAAGAGCUGCAGCUGAGAAAUACCUANNGGGUAGCGCUGGUAACAUUGGCAUGUACGCCUCGGGCAUUCCUUUUGGCAUCUUGAUCGACACAAAAGGCCCCAGGUGGGCUAUUCUGAUUGGCGCNUUUUCGCUGGCAUGCGGCUAUUUCCCCCUAUACUCUGCCUAUCAGAAGGGCCCCGGGUCUAUGAGCUUCCCUGCUCUCUGUUUCUUUGGUUUCCUGACCGGUAUGGGAAGUUGUUGUGCAUUUGCUGGUUCAAUCAAAGUUUCCGCCACGAACUGGCCUCAUCACAGAGGAACUGCUACCGCUUUCCCUUUGAGUGGCUUUGGACUCAGCGCCUUUGUCUUUACUUUGAUUGGCAGCUUCGCCUUUCCCAAUGAUACUGGAGACUACCUACUGAUGCUGGCCAUUGGUACCUUUGUCAUGGUAUUUGUGGGAAGCUUCUUCAUGCGAUUAAUGCCUCCAUCUUCUCCCUACCAAGCCGUGCCUACUGAGGAUGAGACUCGCCCUCCACGCAUCAGGAAGAAUUCUCACGACCUUCAAUCAGCCCGUCACAGCAGAGACGGAAGCAGAUCGAGUUUCCCGGGUGAACCCAAUGGCACCCGGCUCAUCUCUCCAGGCACUCAAGAUGCCCAAGCAGAUGAGACUUCACCUCUGGUCUCGCGCGCUGAGGAAACUCCUGUGGACGAGGCCCAGACAUCCCAGACCCAAGGCUCACACAAGAAAGAUAUCACAGGAUGGGCACUCGCAAAGAGCCCCUCGUUUUGGAAUUUGUUUAUUUUGCUUGGCUUAUUAUGUGGAGUCGGCUUGAUGACUAUCAAAACUUCUAGNGCCAAAACACUCUGGCACCACUACGAUGAGAACGCAAGUCACGACUUCAUUCAAUCUCGUCAAUUGAUGCAUGUCGGUAUUCUCUCGAUUGGAUCCUUCGUUGGCAGACUGUCUUCUGGCAUUGGAUCGGACUUUGUGGUCAAGCGUCUCCACUCGUCUCGUUACUGGUCGCUUGUCGCCUCGUCACUGAUAUUCACCAUCGCCCAAGUUUUUGGACUUGCGAUCGAAAACCCUACUCACUUGUAUCUACUGUCAAGUGUUACCGGGCUUGGCUACGGCGCACUGUUUGGCGUGUUUCCUGCUCUUGUUGCCGAUGCCUUUGGUGCCCCGGGGCUCGGAAUCAACUGGGGUGCCAUGACGAUGUCGCCAGUUAUCUCGGGUAACAUUUUCAACACGGCGUAUGGCGCCAUCUUGGACAGCCAUUCGAGCUCGGCAGACGGACACCACCGCAUUUGCAAUGAUGGCAAAUCUUGCUACUCGCAGGCAUACACUAUCACACUUGUCGCCAGUAUUAUGGGCAUCGCCUGGAGUCUCUGGUGUGUCCGUCACGACACAAAGGAGAAGAAGGCACUAAGGAAGCUGUAUGAGGACCACUCGCCUUAA